AUGGAUUCCAUUCUCUGCCCUGCAUGCGAAAAUAUUUUCGGCCACGACCCACAGCCUUGCAUAGAAUAUCCUCACCACUCGUCCCUCGAAGAAUUCCAACUCGCAAGGGACCAAGGAUGCCUCCUGUGUAACACUAUCUGGGAUCAGAUUCCAAAGGCGAUGGACGAAUUUCGGACGAGAUGGUCAAGGAAGACGACCUACAACACCUCCCCGCGCUCAGAGUUGAUGUUCAACAGCACGGGAACGAUGCAUGAACCGGAUGUGCUUCUUUGGGUAGAAGCGUUAAUGGGAAGCGAUGAACCGACGAUCACUCAUCAGCCAUCCGUGCAUAGCAAUUCUCCCGAGACGUGGAAGUUAAUCCGUACCUGGCUGAAGAAUUGCACAGAGAAGCACGGUACAGAAGCUCCAGUUGGGCACAGAAUCCUCCCAGACCGCAUCAUCGACGUUGGGAGUCUGGGUGACAAUGCCGUCCAUCUACGCCUGCACGGCGACCUCUCCGAAGAAGACCAAAGUUCUCGAUAUCUGACGCUCAGUCACUGCUGGGGUAAUGCCCAGGUAAUGAAAUUGACACAGGCCGGCCUCUCCUCAUUUCAAGCUGGAAUCGAGGUUUUAGCGCUCCCGAAAACAUUUCAAGACGCCGUUGAAGCAACCCGGCAACUGGGCGAGAGAUAUAUCUGGGUCGACUCACUCUGCAUUAUUCAAGACUCGGCGCCAGAUUGGAGAGACCAAUCAUCCAAAAUGGAUAAGAUAUACAUGGAUGCGUACUGCAACCUCGCAGCAACUGCAUCACCAGACUCGGUCGGCGGGCUUUUCUACUUUCGUAAUGCGGCUGCCAUUCAAUCCCUCCAAAUUCCAUGCAAGUGGGAAUUCGGGAAAGGUGUGAAGGAUCGCUAUGAAAUGAUAGAUUUCAAUCGUUUCCAACGUGGGCAAGGGUCGUUCGACGAACGCUUGCAGUCAUUACGCGAUGAACUUUAUGAACGCUAUGCGGAUGGACAAUGUCAGGUGAUGGAUUACAAUCGACUGCAAAGGGCGGUUGAGAAAGGACCGCUGAAUUCCCGGGGAUGGGUGUUCCAAGAACGCCUUCUUUCGUCAAGGGUUGUGCAUUUUGGAGCAGAGCAGAUCGUGUGGGAGUGCGAGCAUGUCAGAGCUUGUGAGACGCAUCCCGAUGUUGCCCCCAACGGGCCCGCUAGUGUUACUCUGUGGACGCACUUUCUGGAGGUUAAGAACCUUGCGGCCAAGCUGAAGGAGGUUGCAUUGAGUGGAUUGGCACAGCUCGUCCAGAAUGCAACCGGAGGUGAGUAUCUUGCGGGACUUUGGCGAAAUGAUAUCGCUCAUCAGUUGCUCUGGGAGCGUAUUGGCGCCACAGAUCUGCGUGGCAUCUCGACUUGCGAGAAGUUCGUCGCUCCCAGCUGGAGUUGGGCUUCUACGGGAUGCACGGUGAUGUGGGAUCCGUUCCAGUUAUGGGCAGAAGAUAUCCACCUCCAGUACCUAGGAUCCUCCAUCGACAUGGCCGGGUAUCAGGCUUCCCACCAACGGGAAAAGAUUCUUCUACGCCUCAAAGCACGGAUCUUCACCGUCCCAUGUACAGCCAACAAACACUUUGGACAAGCAGGGAAGGAGUUGAUUCCUGCUGACGCACCCUCGGAUUGGUUGGCAAUUGACCCUUAUCCAAAACGUCCUCCAAAGGACAAUGUGCUUGAAGUCUUCAUCAAAGGCAAGAGGUAUCCCGGUUGGCUCACAUUCGACGAUCCAGAGUACGAACAAAUUUUCUUCAAACAUCGACGGGAGUUCCCGAUCUUAUUUGGAGAAUUGAUAUUCAUGCCCGCUGCAUUUUGCAGCGUUAAAGCGUAUGGCCAGAGGUGGUAUGGGCUUGUUUUGCAAGAGUGCGAAGGAGCGAAAACGUACAAGCGGCGAGGCCGGCUAGAGAUUCAGAUCGAACAGGCGGAUGUUCUGAAGGCCCUUAAAGAUUCUGAUGAAGGGGUUCAAGAGCCUUUUGCCAUUGAUCUCAUUCCUUACUAUGUCACGAAGCUCAGUAUAGAGGCCCGGCAGGGCGAUAUCGACUUCACUGUGGGUUUCCACGGACUAGACGAUGGGAAGGAGCGCGAAAUCAUCCUUAUCUAA
Molecule: messenger RNA, 2121 nt
Organism: Hyaloscypha bicolor E
Lineage: Eukaryota; Fungi; Ascomycota; Leotiomycetes; Helotiales; Hyaloscyphaceae
Product: HET-domain-containing protein
Exons: 3
Coding region: 1-2121 (706 amino acids)
Source: RefSeq, a predicted model, not a curated record